This is a messenger RNA of Parnassius apollo (apollo), 327 nucleotides long. The record is from the annotation of a GenBank genome assembly. Lineage: Eukaryota; Metazoa; Arthropoda; Insecta; Lepidoptera; Papilionidae.
AUGAACCCUGCGUCAGACCGUCCCCGCAAUAUUAUUGCAACGCUGCACUCGGAACAUCACCACGACUCUAUCAUCUCUGCAGUGCGAAGAUUCAAUAAAGCAAACGAGUUGUGUCUGCUAAACUCGUGUCACAUGUGCUUAGUUGGCGAAAAAUACAAUAUCUAUGCAUCGGAACACCCAUGUAAGGCAGUAUACGCCGCGGCAAGACGAAGGACUAAAAUUAACCACUACAAAUUUGUCUGGGUAAAAUACGGUCUCGUCUAUGUUCGUAAAAAUGAAGAAUCCCCUGCUAUACUUAUAAGAGACACCAUCAAAGCUGCGGCCUAA